AUGCGGAUCACGGUCUGGAACAUCAACGGUCUUCGGACACUCAAGGGCUACCAACCGUGGUACAAGCUACCAGAUUGGGAAGCAUGUCUCGAACAUCUUGGCGCCGACAUUGCUUGCUUCCAAGAGACCAAAAUGACACGCAAGCAACUUACCGAGCCCAUGUGCAUUCUACCGUCGUACAAUGCCUUUUUCAACUUUCAUCCUACCAAAGGCUACUCCGGCACCGUCACGUACGUCCGCAAAAGCCUCUCCAUUCCUCUUAAAGCUGAACAGGGCAUCACUGGCCGAGUGCCCGUCACGAACGUUUCAUCCAACCCAUUGAUACCCAACGACCCCAUCGGUUGUAUCCCAGCAGACACUAGAGAUGACGUCGAUCCUCAGAUAUGGAAUGCACUCGACGAGGAGGGUCGUUGUGUCGUCCUCGAUCUCGGCCUCUUCGUUCUGUUCAACGUAUACUGCCCAAAUGAGACCGGACCGGAACGGCUCGAUUACAAGAUGACAUACUACCAGGGUCUUGCCGAACGAGCGCAUCGACUGAUCCAGGCAGGACGACAGGUCAUGAUCGUCGGCGACAUGAACAUCAUACGCGACCCCAUCGACCACUGCGACCCGGAACAGAGCAUGAGAGAACAUGGCUGGAAUCAUUUUCAUCAGCAUCCUGCCAGGUCAUGGUUUCAAACCUUCCUCGCGCCGCAGGGCAAGUUCCACGAUGUCGGCAGAGAAUACCAUCCAGACAGGAAGAAGAUGUUUACCUGCUGGAAUACUCUCAUCGAUGCGCGACCCGCCAAUUAUGGAUGCAGGCUGGAUUAUACACUGGUGACAGAAGGCUUGCUGCCUUGGAUCAAGGGCGCAGACAUCCAGGCUGAUGUGUAUGGUAGCGAUCACUGCCCCGUCUAUGUAGAUUUGCACGAUGAAAGGGAGAUCGAUGGAAAGAUCGUCAAGCUGGCUGACUUGAUGCAUGGCGGCUCGCAUCGUCUACCUCCAGCAUUGGCAGCGUGUCACUAUGACGAAUUUUCGGGAAAGCAGAGGAAACUGGCUUCCUUCUUUGGAGCGUCUCGCAAAGCGGCGCCGGCGAAGAGCAGCAGUCCUGUUAUCAACGUCCAACCCGAUCUAAAUCAGACGUCGAUGGAGACAACAGCUUCCGAUGGCACAACGAGCAAGGAAAGCACAGUCUCCAAGGGACCUGAUACAAAGUUCGUUCCAACAUCAACGGAAACGGACAAUGAGGGAAGCUCGCUUGUAGACUCCCUCUUUUCUCUCCAUUCGCAGCAGGAGGGACUCGGCAUUCAAGGUGCAUCGCAGGAGUCUAGAUCCGCAUCUGGAUAUGCGAGCACGCCAUCGAAAUCGGUCCCCACCGCAGCAUCGACGGCUCCUUCAGCCUCCGCACCUGCAGCAUCCCCUGCUUCGUCUUCACCGAUCAAAGCGCCCGCCAGCCAGCCAUCGCCGAAUGGCAAACGUGCUGCUGCAUCUCCGAAGCGGACAUUCGCGCCCACAAAGAGCAAAGAUUCGGCCAAGGCAAAGAAUGCUGCAAGUCUUAAGGGCCAGACGAGUCUGCAGUCCUUCUUCGCGAAGCCGAAAAGCGCCGUACCUCCAGCACCAAUGGAGACACCAAAGACGAUCGAUCUGUCGCAAGACACUGACAACACGACCAACUUUGAUCUCGGCACCAGCGCCGAUCAGGGUGUCGAAGCUGUAAUCUCCGCCGUCUCCAACCACAACCGCGAGGUCUCAGAUGCCUCCUUCGAAGAAUCCGAAGACCUGAUCUCCGAAUUCCACGAACCGACUCCUGCCUCGACAUCGCCCUCGCAACCAACGCCCGAGCAGUCGGCCGCCGAUCGAGUCGGCGCAUCGCUCGCCUGGGGCGCGAUCUUCUCCCCUGCGCCCGCUCCGCUCUGUCGCAACCAUUCGGAGCCGUGUCGCGCAUGGACCGUCAACAAAGCAGGUCCCAACCACGGUCGGAAAUUCUGGCUGUGCAAUCGACCCGUUGGACCAGGCUACGAAAAGUCGGGACGUGCAAAGGGCGAUGUGAAUCCCGAGUUCAGGUGUAACUUUUUCGUGUGGGAUUCAGAUCUAAGGGGUAAGAAGAAGGGUAGUGGGGACGGGAAGGAGGGGAAAUUUUUCAGCGAGGUUGGAAAGGAGAGAGGGAGGAAGCAGGUCGGGCCAAGGGAGGAAGAGGAAUUUGCGGGACCAUGGGGUCCACAUAAGCGUGUGAGGACGGGAGACGCUCCAUAG
Messenger RNA from Pseudozyma hubeiensis SY62, 2232 nucleotides. RefSeq names its product exodeoxyribonuclease III. Gene Ontology annotation, molecular function: DNA-(apurinic or apyrimidinic site) endonuclease activity; phosphoric diester hydrolase activity; zinc ion binding. The transcript has a single exon. Gene Ontology annotation, biological process: base-excision repair. Gene Ontology annotation, cellular component: nucleus. The record is from RefSeq and is a predicted model, not a curated record. Bases 1 to 2232 code for a protein of 743 amino acids. Lineage: Eukaryota; Fungi; Basidiomycota; Ustilaginomycetes; Ustilaginales; Ustilaginaceae.